Molecule: messenger RNA, 525 nt
Organism: Aspergillus heteromorphus CBS 117.55
Lineage: Eukaryota; Fungi; Ascomycota; Eurotiomycetes; Eurotiales; Aspergillaceae
Exons: 3
Coding region: 1-525 (174 amino acids)
Source: RefSeq, a predicted model, not a curated record
AUGCAGAUAAACCUCAAACGUGACUGUCAGCUGAAGCAAAACCUUCUCGAGCUUAAGCAGUUGCAGCUUGACAAUGUGGAGAAGCGCAACCAGCAGUUAGAAGCGCAGUUGCAAGAUUGUCAGGCACGGCUCCUGAAAUUCUCCCUUACGAGCUGCUUGAGUGAUGCCGCCAUUUUGCAAGAAUUCAUCACAAUCCGGGAAAAUCUCUCCCGCUGGAUCGAAGAAUUCCCUGAGGUGAAUGGUGACUUUGCAAACGACUGUGGACUAGCAUCUGCCACGCUUGUCUCGACUCACAUGGUUUUCGGAUGGCCGGAGAGGUUUCCAAAUAGUUCCUGGUUCUGUGCAGUCGGAGAUCUUGAUGCACUUCACUUUCAACCCGUCUCUGGACAGAUAUAUUUGGGGUUACGAUUCCAGGUGCAUCGUCAGAGGACGAGAAACUACUGGCGGAGCUCCAUGAUGGAAUGCUAUGUCCAGAGCCACAGAAGGAUGCUGAGAGCAUCAAUGCUUGGAGAUCAGACACCAUGA